UGCAAUCAAAGAGAACAAAAAUGCUUCAGAAAUUGUCAAAACAGUCAAUUUGUUGAUCACAUCCUUAAGCACGGAUUUUCUUUGGGAUUACAUGACGAAAUGUUUCGAAGAUUGUUUCAGAAACAAAUCCACACAGAUGAGAUACCCUCUUGAAAAUAUUAGCACCCCUCCUACAAUUUCAGAGCUCUGCACACUGUUGGUGUUUCUUCUUGACGUGAUUCCUUUGGAACUCUACUCUGAAGUGCAGACUCAGUAUCUUCCACAGAUGCUUAGUUAUAUGGUGCAGUCUCUCCUGGAAAAUAUGGAAGUAUUAGGUUUACCAGAACUCACUCAUGCCUUAAAGACCUGUUUUAAGGUGCUUAGCAAAGUACAAAUGCCCCCUUCCUAUUUGGACAUUGAGACAGGAAGUGGAAAUGGGAGCCCAGUGAAAAAGGAAAAUGUGGACAUUACCUUGGAGACUAAGCCUGUGCUGCAGGAGGAGGAUGAGACUCCAUUUCCUCCCCUGAAGUCAGAAGACAGUGGCAUUGGCCUAAGUGCUUCUUCCCCAGAGCUCUCUCAGCACUUGGGAGUGCCAACUGUGACCCUUGAGAAAGACGAUGUCUGGAAGAAAGGAGGGAGCAUUCAGAAGACUUUGUAUUGCAUCCAGGAGCUGGUUGCCAAGUUUUCCAGUAAAUACAUUUUUGGGGUGCAAUUUCAAGAAACAAGUAAUGAAAGCAUCUUAGCAAUGAAUCUGAGUGGAAAAGAGAAAAAAGAGAAUGGCUACAGAUUGCCUGAAAGUGCUAGCAAGAAAAAGAGCCCAUGGGAUGCAAAGCAAAUCACUGUACCUCAGUUUAAACAAAUGCUUUCAGACUUGUUCUCAGUUCGAGGAUCAGCAUUCAAGACCAAGAGUUCCAAUCCUCUUCCUUCUGACCGCAACGCUGGUAAUAAAAAGGAAAAGGAGGAAGAAGAGUGGGACUUAGAACAAGUGAUGCUUGUCUUGGGGCCCCUUAGAGGUGACUGCAAGGAAGCUUUCGCUGCAGCUUGUCACCUUUUGUUGGAUUGUACCACGUUCCCAGUAUACCUUUCGGAGGAGGAGAUGGAGCAGUUGUAUCUCUCUCUUUUUCAGGUUCCUGGAGGUUGUGAUGCCAGCUUCCCUUUGUGGCUGAAGUCCUUAAUGACAAUAUGCUGUUGUGUGAAUGACUGCUAUGUUCAGAAUGUGUCCAUCUUCACGCUGCUGGAGGUGAUCAACCAUUCCCAGUCACUGGCACUGGUGAUAGAAGACAGGAUGAAGCGGUACAAAGUGUCUGGCCACAACCCCUUCUUCGGAAAGCUACAAAUGGUCACCCUUCCUCCCAUUGCUCCUGUUGUUCUAAAGAUCAUCUCAGAGAAAACAGAUUUCUACCAGAGAGUAGCCUGUGUUCUCUGGAAUCAGCUCAACAAAGAGACACGGGAGCAUCAUAUUGCCUGUGUGGAACUGUUCUACAGGCUGCACUGCUUGGCACCGUCAGCAAAUAUCUGUGAAGACAUUAUCUGCCAUGCACUUUUGGAUUGUGAUAAAGGGACAAGGCUGGAAGCACUGUUCAGAUUCUCAGUCAUGUGGCAUCUGACCAGAGAGAUCCAAGGCAGCAGAGUGACUUCUCACAAUCGGUCCUUUGAUAGGUCUCUGUUUGUGGUACUGGACAGUCUCAAUUGUUCAGAUGGCGCAAUUGGUGCUGCAGCACAGGGCUGGCUGAUCCGUGCUCUUUCACUUAAUGAUGUUGCACGGAUUCUUGAACCAGUCUUGCUGCUGCUGCUUCAUCCAAAGACACAGCGCACGUCCAUCCACUACAUCAAACAGAAAAAUUCAGCAGAAGAUAUACAUGAUUGGCUUUGCAAGAAAAAGGCCUCUUUGAAAGAGUCUGGCAUCUCUGAGAGCAAUUCUGAGGAAAACCUUCCAUUGAGCCAGUUCACUACUGUGGAUAGAGAAGCAAUUUGGGCAGAAGUGGAAAAAGAUCCAGAGAAGCUGGAGUUAAAAACUGAACAGUCUGAAAACGAUGGCUUUUGUAAUCCAGUAACUUCACAUGAAGCAGAUGGUGACCAAGAUAAUAGUGAGCACACAGAAUCAGCAGACACCAGCACAGGCCAUGACAGUGAAAAUACAUCCUCUUUCUCUCCUUCUCUGGAGCUGCAAGAAGUGAGCAAUGAGGACGAUGACAGUGCUGCAACUGAUGGCAAAGAGACCACAAACCAUGUGAGUUCUCUCAAUGCAUUCCUUCCUGAAAGUUGCAAAUCCAGUGUAGCACUAAACCUUGUGCGUGCAGACUCUGAGAGAACUCAAGCAUCAGAAUCUCUGUCAAGUGAUGAAGAGGUGGACUUGGAGCUCCAGGAAAUUACCCAUUCGAGAUUGCUCAAGCAGCAGAAGGAAAAACAGGAGAUGAUUGAGGCUCUGUUUAAACAUAUGCUGUUAUAUUUGCAGCCUUAUGAUUCUAAGAGGGUAUUGUAUGCUUUUUCUGUUCUGGAGGCAGUGCUUAAAACAAACCCUAAAGAAUUUAUUGAAGCUGUAGCUAGUACAAGCAUGGAUACCAGCUCCACAGCACAUUUGAAUCUUAUUUACAAUCUUUUAGCUCGCCAUCAGGAAGCUCUUGUAGGACAGAGUUUUUAUGGCAAGCUUCAGACUCAGUCCCCAACCAUGUGUCCCCAUUCUCUUCUAAUAGAAUUGCUCACUUACCUCUGUCUCAGUUUUCUGCGCUCGUAUUAUCCAUGCUACUUGAAGGUCACGCACAGAGAUGUGCUUGGCAACAGAGAUGUUCAGGUAAAAAGUGUGGAAGUCCUGAUUAGAAUGAUGACUCAGUUAGCUACCAUGGCAAAGGCAGCAGAGAAUAAGAACACAGACUUCAUACGUAAUUUGCUAGGAAGAUGCAAAAUUCAAGAGUUUGUUCUUCUUUCUUUGUCUGCAUCUAUGUAUAUAAGUCAGAAACGAUAUGAACUGCUUAUGGCAGACCGAGUUAAUAAUGUUGCUGAAGAACUCUUUGAAGAGAGCCUAAUCAAUUUUGGGCAUGAUCAAAUAUGGAGCGAACACCCACUCCAGAUUGAGUUGCUGAAGCUCUUGCAGGUAUUGAUUGUCUUGGAGCACCAUCUUGGACAGACUCAUGAGGAGCAGGAGAAUCAGCCAGACCUCUCUAAGGAAUGGCAGCAGGCUCUUAAUUUCCAGCAGGCUAUUGGUGCAAUGCAAUAUGUCUAUCCACACCCAAUAACUUCACAGGGAUUAUUCGUCUCUGCUGUGGUUAGAGGUUUGCAACCAGAGUAUGGCUAUGGGAUGCAUCCCACUUGGGUAGGCUUAGUCACAUGUUCCCUGCCCUAUUUUGGGAAGUCUUUAGGCUGGACUGUGGCACCAUUUGUUGUACAGAUAUGUAAAAACCUGGAUGAGCUUGUGAAACAGUAUGAAAAUGAAGCUGUGAAGACAUCUGCAAAAACAUCAGCAAGCUUAACUUCUAAAAGAGAAAAUAUUACACCUGAUUACCCACUAACCCUUCUGGAAGGUCUGACAACCAUUGGUCACUUCUGCCUUCUAGAUCACCCUAAUCAAACUAAAAAGUCAUCAUGUUUAGCUGAACCUGCAAACCUGAGAAAUGCCAGGAAUGCGAUUUUGGAAGAAUUGCCUCGCAUAAUUAAUUCCAUGUCCCUUCUUUGGAGCGUUAUUAAGAAGGAAGACUCUCAAAAAAGACCAACUGACUUCUUUGGAACAACUAAAGGCUCUUCUUCAGUCUACUUUAAAGCAACCAAAACAUUAAGAACUAAAAUACUGGACUUCUUGAAUCCAUUGACAGCACAACUUGGAAUCCAGCUGGUGGCAGCAAUUGCAGCAGUAUGGAAUAACAAGAAACCUCAUAGGAAUCAAAGUAAAAUCAAGAUUCUUCCAGUGGCUAGUGCAUCUCAGCUUAUUCUUGUGGACUUACUAUGUGCACUUAACACAUUGAGAAUUGACACUAUAUUACACCUGGUCAAAGAGGUAGUCAAGAAACCACCACAAAUCAAGGGUGAAGAGAAAUCUUCACUUGUAGAUAUUCCAGUGCUGCAAUUCAGUUAUGCAUUCAUUCAAAGACUGCCUGUCUCAGCCUUGCAGGAGAACUUCCAGUCCUUAUUAGGACUUCUCAAAGAGUCUGUGCAGUUGAACUUGGCUCCUCCUGGACACUUUCUUCUUCUCAGUAUUCUGAAUGACUUUGUGACUAGGACACCUACUCUAGAAAACAAAAAAGACCAAAAAGACUUGCAGGAGGUGACACAAAAAAUCUUGGAGGCUGUAGGGACUGUUGCUGGAUCUUCUCUGGAACAGACUAGCUGGCUGAGCCGAAACUUAGAAGUGAAAGCUCAGCCUCAGAUUUUACCAGAUGACUUCAACAUUGAAGAUGUGAAUGAUACAUCAAUGGCACCAUCUUCAAUGGUUUCUGCCUCUGCCCCUUCAAUAUACAGUGUCCAAGCUCUUUCUCUCCUUGCAGAAGUUCUUGCUUCUCUUUUGGACAUGGUUUACCGGAGCGACGAGAAGGAGAAAGCUGUGCCAUUGAUUUCACGUUUGCUUUAUUAUGUAUUUCCUUAUCUACGCAACCACAGUGCCUACAACAUUCCUAGUUUUCGUGCUGGUGCUCAGUUGCUCAGCUCAUUGAGUGGAUACGCUUAUACCAAGCGAGCCUGGAAAAAAGAAGUUCUCGAGUUGUAUAUGGAUCCAGCUUUUUUCCAGAUGGACACUUCAUGCACUCAUUGGAGAUCCAUUAUUGAUCAUCUUCUAACACAUGAGAAAACUAUGUUUAAAGAUUUGAUGAAAAGCAAGGAGACUUUGGCUGACUUUGCAAGUGUCUGUAUACUGGCAUCAAGCCGUGGGAGUAUAGUGCACCAGUACAGGUUCCAGUAUAAGCUGGGAAAUGACCUAUUAGAGAGCAGU
Molecule: messenger RNA, 4894 nt
Organism: Antrostomus carolinensis (chuck-will's-widow)
Lineage: Eukaryota; Metazoa; Chordata; Aves; Caprimulgiformes; Caprimulgidae
Gene: DOP1B
Product: DOP1 leucine zipper like protein B
Exons: 22
Biological process (GO): Golgi to endosome transport
Cellular component (GO): endosome; trans-Golgi network
Source: RefSeq, a predicted model, not a curated record